Molecule: messenger RNA, 1287 nt
Organism: Geodia barretti
Lineage: Eukaryota; Metazoa; Porifera; Demospongiae; Tetractinellida; Geodiidae
Source: the annotation of a GenBank genome assembly
AUGAACCCGCGAGGUCGGUCAGCAGAUGAUGCGCAAUACGCGAUCGCUUCCAGUUGGGUUUGGAGCAUCAAAACCGGUGACACUGAAGCACCGCAGCAGGCGAUUGAGGCCUUCCAGAAACUGAUUCGCAGUUAUCCUAACUCGCACUAUGUCCCACGAGCACAUUACUGGUUGGGACGUUGCUAUGCCUAUAUUGGUGACGAUUACCAAGCCAUCACACAAUACCAGAUUGUGGAGAGUCGCUAUGCGGGUUCUGAAAUAUCCGACUCCGCACGAUUAGAAUUGGCACGCGUAUAUGUGAGGCAAGGUUACGUCACACGCGCCGAGACGCUUUAUAAUAAUCUUACCCAAUCUUCAAUAGAUCACGGAAUUGUUGUUGCUGCAACUCAGGAGCUAAGGACACUCAAAACGCAACCAUUCAAAAUACAACGAAAACCGAUAGUAUCGCUUCCUGAAAGGGUAGUUCAAGCACAAACGCAAUCCAAACCUCAACCCAAGCAGGCAUCACCUAUUCCCGAAACGAAAAAACCUUUGGCUCCUGAAUCACUGACGCGUCAAUUUGGAUUAACGGCGAAGACGAUUGUUAUUGACCCUGGUCAUGGAGGCAAAGACUCAGGCGCAUUGGGCAAGGGGCGCUUACAAGAGAAAGCCAUUGUUCUCAGCAUCUCUGAAAAACUUCGUGAGGUCCUAACGCAAAAAGGCUAUACUGUCCUGAUGACACGUGAUACCAAUCGUUUCAUUCCGCUCAAGGAGCGUACUGCAUUCGCAACGCGCCACAAAGCGGAUCUCUUUCUGAGCAUUCAUGCUAACGGCAGUGAAAGCCCUAAAGGAAAGGGUAUCGAAACCUACUAUCUGAGUGUAACCAGUGCGGACAAAGCCUCAGAAGAUAUUGCAGCGCGGGAAAAUGCGGACUCCGGCUACAGUAUUCAAGAACUGGAGACAUUGCUGAAGGGGAUCAUACAGGAAAGCAAAAGCGAAGAUAGUAAGCGAUUGGCAAGACACAUACAGCAAGCGUUGGUACAGGCUACAGGUGCGGUUGACCGUGGGGUCAAACACGCACGGUUUGUCGUUUUGAUCGGAACAAACGUACCUGCUGUCCUCGUCGAGACCGGAUUUGUAUCGAAUCCGACGGAAGGACAAAAACUCACAACACCGGCGUAUCAACAUAAAAUCGCCACUGCUAUCGCACAGGGCAUCGAGAAGUUUUUAGGGAAGACCGAGGAAGCACCCCUUGUCAAAGGUGGAGAUCCAAAACUUUCCGCUAAAAGUGUUGAGAGGAACAGGUAA